Messenger RNA from Pseudonaja textilis, 4884 nucleotides. The record is from RefSeq and is a predicted model, not a curated record. Lineage: Eukaryota; Metazoa; Chordata; Lepidosauria; Squamata; Elapidae.
UUUCUCGUUCUUCCACCCUCCCCCUUUCUUCUUCCAAGCCCGUUAGGGCCGCGUCGGUGAGCCCCAGUGGAGGAUUUACGAGUGGCUCCGCGACGGGACGGAGAAGAGCUGCUAAACCAGGGAGUUGACCGGGGAAGCCUCGGCCCGGCCAUGGGGUCCUGAGGGCCUUUCCCUCUCCCCGUUCCCUUGAGCCCCGGAGAGUCGGGUUCCCUAGCAAGAGAAGGGAAGGGGAGCGGCGGCAGCGGCGGCGGCAGGGCGGCUGGUGUUUGGCAGUGCCUCGUGGCGUUAUACAAGCAAGACUAGAAGCUUUAAACCUCCUACCUGUCCAGAUGGAGAAGAAAAGUCAGUUCUAUUAGCUAUUCAGUACUACAUAGCACCACUCACUCAAAAACAACUACUACAUCUACAACAAUAGAAAUUCUAUACAGGUUUGAACAACCAAAAAAAAAAAAAAUGAUGAUUGUAGUAACUGGAGCCAUGUCAGUGCCUGAGUCAGAAUUCCCUGCCAGCACUCCUGCCACAGCCCCUAAUUUAUCCAGGAUGCCUGAGGAUGGCAGCCUCACUGCAGUGGAGCAGCCAAUAUUCCUAAUGACAACAGCUGCCCAGGCCAUCUCAGGUUUCUUUGUGUGGACAGCUGUGCUGAUCACCUGCCACCAGAUCUACAUGCACCUUCGCUGCUACAGUUGCCCCAAUGAGCAACGCUAUAUUGUCAGGAUUCUUUUCAUUGUUCCCAUUUAUGCUGUUGACUCAUGGCUCAGUCUCCUUUUCUUCACCAAUGACCAGUACUAUGUUUACUUUGGGACAAUACGGGAUUGUUAUGAAGCUUUUGUCAUCUAUAACUUUCUUAGCCUCUGCUAUGAGUACCUAGGUGGAGAGAGUUCCAUCAUGUCUGAGAUUAGAGGAAAGCCUAUAGAGUCCAGCUGCAUGUAUGGGACUUGUUGCUUAUGGGGAAAGACAUACUCGAUUGGUUUUCUGAGAUUUUGUAAACAGGCCACACUGCAAUUCUGUGUGGUAAAGCCCCUCAUGGCAAUUAUUACAGUUGUUCUUCAGGCAUUUGGAAAGUACCAGGAUGGAGACUUUGAUGUCACAAGUGGAUAUCUCUAUGUGACAAUCAUUUACAAUAUUUCAGUCAGCUUGGCUUUGUAUGCCCUCUUCCUCUUCUAUUUUGCCACCCGUGAACUUCUCAGUCCUUAUAGUCCUGUCCUAAAAUUUUUCAUGGUCAAGUCUGUUAUUUUCCUGUCCUUUUGGCAAGGGAUGCUAUUGGCCAUUUUGGAGAAGUGUGGUGCAAUCCCUAAGAUCCGCUCGGCCAAUGUAUCUGUGGGGACCGUAGCGGCUGGCUAUCAGGAUUUCAUCAUCUGCGUGGAAAUGUUCUUUGCAGCUAUUGCUCUGCGGUAUGCAUUCACUUACAAGGUCUAUGCAGACAAGCAUCUUGAUGCACAAGGACGGUGUGCCCCAAUGAAGAGCAUCUCUAGCAGCCUUAAGGAGACCAUGAACCCCCACGAUAUUGUCCAGGAUGCUAUCCAUAACUUCUCCCCAGCCUACCAGCAAUACACACAGCAGUCCACCCUGGAACAUGGACCAGCAUGGCGGAAUGGCAGUCACAUCAUUUCACGUUCUCAUAGCACCUCUGGUGUCCGUGACAAUGAGAAGACCCUGCUUUUGAGCUCGGAUGAUGAGUUUUAAGGGGUUGGUGGACCAUGCCAUAGCCUGGAACUUUCUUUUAUUUAUUGAACUAGAAAACAGGUUAUAUUCCUUUUUUACAUGGUGCUCGAGUCAGGAUUGGGCACCUUCUGAUGCCAAUUGUAAGCAAGGACCAUUGUGGCUAAUGCGGGUGGUAUGGACUUUCUUUUCUAAAAGCUUACCUAGUCCACAUUUCACUUAAUAAAGAAAAAUAAAAAUAAAAGAAUACUAAAUUGUAGCCUAGAACAGAGGUGUAAGAUGAGUAAAACACAUUUUAAUAGUUUUUAUGUUAUUGGUAAGGCAAAGGGCUGGUAAUACAAAAAUCAGACAAAUGUUUCCCAAUAAAUGAGGCUGUAUCUUUAUUCAUUUGCUAAAUUAUUUGAAAUGAAACUAGCAGAAAAUUUCCUUUCUGUACUCUAUUAUGAAAAGGUAUCUCUACCCUCAUAAUUCUGAUUGAAGAUAAACAGUCAUCCUUAGCUAUUGCCCCGUUAAUUCGUUCUAUUAAGUUUUUCAUUGUGGGCAGGAUUUAUUUUAAUUAAUAGUGCGAUAUAUGCAAUUAGUCUUUGCAAAAGAUCCAGAGUGCGAAUGGGGGAAGACAAGAAAUUCUUUUUCCCUAUGCAGAAGUGAAAUAUAGCAUUUGUGGGUAUUUUUGGUUGCCCAGUAUUUCAAAAGAAUCUGCAAGAUAUUUUCUGCAAAACAAGGUUUCUCCCAUCUGUAGAGAAAGACAUCUCUGUAAGAAUGAUCCAGAAUUUCAGGGAAAGCUUCCCAUGAUACAAAUCUGGAUGCAUAGUCCCAGGAAAGUUGCUCAAUAAAUAGAAGCACGUAUCCCAUAUAAUAUAGGUUUCAUUAUGGAUGAGGGUCAUGUUGAAUUAUUUUUCUUUAGGCCUCGUCUGAUCUUCCUAGAUACCAAAUCCAAAUGUGCAAGAUUGCUUUCCUCCAUUAAUUUAAUUUGUGAUUGUAUGCACUGUUAGAAUCUGGUUGCCUUUUGUCAUUUGUGUUUUCUUCUGGAGGAGCAAUUGUACACGCAGUGAUACAGAAAUCUCUUUUGCACUGUCUGUUUUUGAACUCUGCAUCUCCUGGACUUUAAAUUCUAUAACAUUUAUGGCAAGUUACCAUUUGUCCUUUCUGCUGUAAAUAUUUUACCUAUGUUAAUAGUUAAUUUUAAAUGCAGUGGGAUGGAAUUCGCCUAAGAUGGAGAACAUUCCAUUUUCCCUUCCCUUCCUCUUGUUCUGUUCCAGUCUGGCCAAGAUAUCUAAACAUAUCUGUGGGAUGUGUGGGUAUUUUCUUUGCCAUUAUUGUCUACAAACCAUGAGAUUAAAACAUGUUGAUCUCAUUAGGCAUGAUGUAUCUUUUGUCUAAGAAUCACAAGCUCCCCUAUGCAAGCAGUAAAAUCUGCUGCCACUGGAUUUGCCAGAUACAUUUUAAAACUGAAAAGGGCAAUCAGAUUAAUUGUAAUAUAUUGCACGUCUUUGUUGCUGUUGUGGGUGUGGUAACUGUGCCUGUUUUAACACAUUGCUGCAUAAAAGGGGGGUAACAUUAGGCCCUUCCUGAGUCUCCUGCAUAGAUUAUGAAAUCAGCAAUGCUGGCUCUGUUCUAAGCUGCUGGCUCUCCCACAUCGUGUUGUGGUUAUUUGGCACUUUUUCAUAUGGUGCCUGUAACCCCUUCACUGGAGAGUCUAAAUAUGAGGAUCUCAGGGGGGGGUUGACUCUAUUGCUCCUUUUCUCUGUGCCUUAAUAUUCUCACCUGAGACCCCCCCACACACAUGCCACAUUAUAGCAAAGACAGAUUUGUAUAGCAAUUAUUAGCAUCCUUUCUCCAAAUUGUACUUGUUUGGCAAAAUGUGUUUGUGUGGACUUGGGAAGUUUGCCGAAAUUUGUUUAUUCUUUUUCCUGGAGAGAUAGUGAGGUUGUGGCUGCUGUCAUCAUAAAAUGCAGUUCCCUUUUUCCAGAAGAUAUUGGAGAAAAUUUGAACAAUGGAGGACAAACGCUGCAUUCACAUUUUCUGCCUGAAAUAGUUAGAGAACUUGAGAUAUGAAGAAAGGAAGACAGAACAGGAACAUGUCUCUGUAAGCACCACAAUCAUCUGCCUUGCUUCAUUUGACUUGUACAACAUAUUCAUAUGGGCUAACUUUUAAAAUCCUGUCAUUGGUUCUGGGCACCCAGAAUUCCACAAACUUAGAUAAUUGAUGUCCAAUUAAAAUAACAGACUAAUGGCAGCAAAAAUAUGAUGAAAACUUCCUCCAUAUAUAUAUAUAUAUAUAUAUAUAUUCCAUGUAUAUGGAAUAGUAGGGAUUUUUUAUUGAAUAGGAUGACAUACAACCUCAAUAUUUUAAAGAGAUGUUGAAAUUAGCAUUUUUCUGCUAUUUAUUAAAGAAGCUGGACCUUUUUCCAGCUUUUAUCUUGUGUAGAAGCCAAGAAAAGUGUUGCUAUUGCUUUAAGGAAUUACACUCAUUGAAGUUAAAGUGAUUCUUACAAAGCAACAACAUUUUUGUCAGGCAUCUGAAGAAACUUGAACAAGGUCAGGCUCCUUUAUUGAAUUGCAGAACCUCUCAUGCACUUCCAAAUAAUGUUUGAAGCAUGCACAGUCUCUCUAUUUAUUUCAGCGCUACUUUGCUUCCAAAUAAUUUUCCUAACUAUCCUCGUUCUCAGAAUACCUUGCUAACACUUGCACGUGUGAAAAGUUUUCAUCAUAAGCCUCCUUUUUAAAUAGAAUGGGUGAAUAAUGUGACUGACUUGCAGAUAUUUCAGUGUUGGGGAGAGCUCUAUUUUUUAUUUGUAUUAAUGUGUACCACAUAUAUGUAUACUAUGUGUACAAGCUGAUUACGCGGAAGCAACCUAUAAGCAGUUGUGAUACCCACAAAGCAAAUACCAUGGGUCCAAUAAUAGUGUGACUUUUAAAAAAAUAGAGCCAUAUGAAAGCCACAGUGCUGCGUGAUGGGAAGAGUUUAUUGUAUAUCCAUACAGGAAAGAGAUGAAAGGGAUGACUGGUCAAUGAUUGCCCAUCCCAGUUAGGGUUCCUGGGAGACCAACCAUUUAAUACAUGUGCUUAUACAUGUGUCCCAUCAAAAUAAUAUUGGCACUGCAGUACUAUCAGCUCCUUUCCUCUCUCUCCUUGGGUUUUUUUUUUUUUUUUGCCAUGCAGCAUACUGCGAGUUUUGUUUUUACUAUUUUUCCAUAUAGUUUAGAUAUUUGUAUAUAAAUGGGG